CGAGGCCAAGAGAGUGGCGCGGAACGCACUGCGCCAAGACCUGGAGGACAGGCAACACCAAGCAGAAACCAGAAGCAAAACCGCGACCACCCUGGCAGCGACAGGGGGGUGGGGCCAGGACCUCACCGCGGACGGAGUGGAGCGAACCGGCCAAGCACUGUACUACGCACUCCGCUUCGGCCUGCUGGCCGCGGAGGCAUCGGGAGAAGACAUGCCGUGCGCCCUGUGCAGGGCACCGUGCGCAACAACAGCGCACUUCGUCCAAUCCUGCCCGGUGACCCGCCCAUUCUUCGAAGCCGCGGGGGUGCAGGGGUUAGAAGAGUGCAAAAAGAAAUGGAGCGGCGCAGCCCGCGCGCUAACACAGGCCAACGAACUCCUCACGCCCCUGGUGGGCCCGUUCCCGGCGGUGCGGCACCUCUGCUGGGCAGGAGGCCGGCCGGACAGCGCGGAGGCGUAGCACACCACACAACCAACAAAACGCGAGACAACCAGGCGACCACCAACGAGCACGCAGACGCUGCAAGUUAGUGAUCCACCCGCCGCAGGAGUAUCCAGACGCCUGCCACGGUGGUGAUUUUGAGUUUAUAUGUCCAAGCACGAACGGUCGCUGACGAAGCGCAAGCCUGGGAGCAAGCCCCUAUACUACGCGCGAAACCUCGGGGCAGGGUUGCGCCCUCCUUCGUGGAGGAAUUGAAGGGGGCGCACCCUUCAGGUACUCUGUUAUGCGUUCCGCUUCGUUUUCAUCAUGCUCUAGUAGUGCUGGCCUGAAGUUGUUGUUGCACCAAGAUCAAUCUGCUGGUUUAAUGCGGUCCCGCUUCUGUUCCUCCCCUGCCGCUACAACGCAGGCGUCCCCACCCACGACCGCCGCCCCACGCGCCACACCCUGCUCCACACCCCUUCUCCACCGGUAACGGCGCGACGAUCUGCUCCACAAGCCCCACCUGCUCCACAGCCGACGCACUAGCCCAGACGCACGAUCACCUCUCCAUGCACAGAGACGUCCACGCAAGCCAUGAAAGCGGGAUCGGGUUGCAUCUUUCCCCAGCGGGCGGGGGGAGGUGCACCCUUCAGGUACGUGGGGCCAGAGCUGCUACGCCGUCCUCUGCGGUUACCGGUGGUGGAGCGUCCUCAUCUGUCCGCCGGUGGCGCUAGCCAGCACCUCCUGACGACACCAUGACUGGGGAGAUGCGGAAACUGGCCGCGCAGUUCCGGAGCCGAAGUGGAGGACGGAUGGGAGGACGCAACAGUGUGCUGGAGGCCUUAUCGGAAGUUGAAGCUGAGCCUUUUCGCUCGUGCAGGGAUCUCUCAGACAAAUUUGAAAAAGAUUCGAAACUUAAGCAUGGCUGUACUUGAAAACCUGAGCUACGACGUAAGCGACCACUUUAGACUUUGAAACUUUGACGUAGAAGCAGACAGAAAUAAAAGAAAUUCAAAAAGCUUGUAUCCCAAGCGAAAACUUUACGGAUCGGAAUUCUACUAUAGACCUGGCGACUUUUAGAGAUUUAAACUUGAAGCUUUAACUUCGACAACGCAAUACGUAUUUUUUGAACAGCAACAGCUAGAAGGGACGAUCAAAGCAUCGUAGUUGUAGUCAGGAAGGGUUAUUUUUCUUUGAGUUAGCAGCUAUUCUUAGUCAGUCUUACUUCCCUUUACUUUUUAAGAAAGCACAAGAGCAGUAGUAGUCCCGGGUUUUUUCAGCGCUUCUGGUUCUGGUGCCAGAGAGGAUUUUUAUUGAAAUAGCGCUAGAGAAAAAAGGUGAGUAAACGCGUUCCCACCUUGACGCAUAACUACAAACAAACAAACAUUUUUAUUAAGUUACAUCAUGAAUAAAACACAUCACUGGCGGCACGCUUAGGUAAAAAGUUGAUCUUGCCUGUCCACGUUAUUUCCUGCUUAUGUUUUGCCUUGGCUUGCCAGAUGAAGUGGCGGGUCUAUUCAAUCAUCGUGGUCGCGAAGAAGCUGUCAUUGACCAGAUGGAUCAUCAUGCUAAGAUGAUCUUCAGCCAAGGACAUCACAAAGCCGGAGUUUCAAGGGCCAGAAAACAAGCUUGAGCCCGAGGUGGGCUCUUCGAUCUGGAAAAACUUCAGCAAGAGGAAAAAUGUAUCAUCUUAGACAGUUGCUUUCUAGUUUCUACCACUUUCAAACCACGCCACAUAUCUAUGAUUGAAGAAGAACAGCAU
Messenger RNA from Amoebophrya sp. A120, 2180 nucleotides. The record is from the annotation of a GenBank genome assembly. Lineage: Eukaryota; Dinophyceae; Syndiniales; Amoebophryaceae.